Molecule: messenger RNA, 1266 nt
Organism: Striga hermonthica
Lineage: Eukaryota; Viridiplantae; Streptophyta; Magnoliopsida; Lamiales; Orobanchaceae
Source: the annotation of a GenBank genome assembly
AUGAGGUCCGAUGUCUUCUUUCUCGUUCUGCUGGUCCCCUUAAACUACUUUGUGCUUAAUUUUCAAGCUCAAGCUGCGCCUGCUGGGCCGUUGAUAAAGCACUUGUCCUCCUUUAUGAAAUGGACUAGGUCCUCCUCCAAAACACCCCAUCAGUCAGAUGGGAAUGUGCUCCAAUUUGAAGAGGGAUAUCUAGUUGAGACUGUUGUUGAAGGGAGUGAACUUGGAAUCGAGCCAUAUUCAAUCCGUGUCUCGCAUGAUGGAGAACUUUUUGCUGUUGAUGCUAUUAAUAGCAAAAUUGUUCGAAUUACACCCCCACUUUCGCAAUAUAGCAGGGCAAGAUUGGUAGCUGGGUCAUUUCAGGGCUACACUGGCCACGUGGAUGGAAAACCGAGUGAUGCUCGUUUUAAUCAUCCCAAGGGGGUCACCAUGGAUGAUAGGGGGAAUGUCUAUGUUGCUGACAUCUCAAAUCUUGCCAUUAGAAAGAUUGGGGAAGCAGGCGUGACAACUAUUGCUGGUGGAAAGUCAAACGUUGCUGGAUAUAGAGAUGGGCCGAGCGAAGAUGCAAAAUUCUCGAACGAUUUUGAUGUGAUAUAUGUGAGGUCCACAUGUUCUUUGUUAGUUAUCGAUAGGGGCAAUGCGGCCCUACGUCAAAUUUCUCUAAGUAAAGAGGAUUGUGGUUAUGAGAACAGCUCUGUUUCGCCUACUGAUCUUCUUAUGGUUGCUGGGGCUAUCUUAAUAGGCUAUGCUUCAGGCAUUCUCCGACAAGGAUUUGGUUCCUCGUUCUUCUCCAAGAGAAAUAUCCCCAAACGAGGCCUUACCCCACUCAAAGACUCGCUCGUCAUGCCCGAGGAUGAACCCGGACCUUCUUCUUUCCCUCUAAAGCAGCGGGCCCCGAUCCCUAUCUCCGAAGCCCGGCAGGCCCAAGUCCCGUCAGUGCCGAACCUGAGCCCGAACGACCGAUUUUCGGAGGUGAAGCCUGUUAAGAUCAGAUCAUCCAGUGCCAAAGACCCUGCUUUGUCGACCAAACACAGAUCCUCUAGACGACACGAAUUUGCUGAGUUUUACGGUUCGAGUGAGGCUCCUCAGUAUGGGCAUGCUAGGUCGAAAAGCCAUAAAGAACGAGCUAAGCACCGUUCGAAGGAGAAAAGUGGGGAAACAAUGCAGACAAAGCCUGCAGAAGUUAAAGGGCCCGAGUAUGAGAAUACGAAAUACGAUCCCUAUAAUUUCAGGAGCAGGUAUGGAGGAGAAGCAUACCGUUUUGAGUAG